UGUUAAGUGUUGUCAGCAAGAGGACGUGGGCUGCUUCGGAUCGGGGUGACCGUGCCGAGAGAGACUCCUGGGGACCUUCCGUGACAAUGGCGAGCUUCUGGGGCAGCAGUGGCCCCUGUGGCCGACGGAUGUGUGCGGCUGGGAAAGCCAGCGGUGACCUCUGUGGUCUUCUCCAGUGCACCUGUCCCGCAGUGGGCUCCCGCAGCGUGAGCACACAGAUCCCCGCCUGUCUCCUGGGACAGCAGCACUCUGCAGAGGACGUGGCCCCGGAGCGGCUUCCAGGGACCGAGGUCACAGCAGCCACCGUUACGAUGGGGGCCCCCAUCUGGGUGGCUGCGUCCGUUCAGACCCACACUCCGACCGCACCUUUUCCCACCUUACCGGGAAGCUCCCUCGGCCACAGUGGCUCAGCAUCCUGGCCUCGUCCCAAGCAGCUCUGUCCCCUUGCUCAGUGUCACCUUGGGGCCAUCUCCGUGCAAGUUCCUGCUGACACAGUGGAUCCCGCCAUCCGUGGCUUCCCAGACGCGGACGCCCAGGCGCCUCCGAGUCUGGGCUUCCGGGGCCAGGUGGCUUCCCAAGCAGCUCUGUGUCUGGUGAUGGAUUUUGGGGACAGCUCUGGGGUUCCAGUGGUGAUCCGCAAUGUGACUGGAGGAGCGGCGGUCACCUCCUACCACCAGUUCGGGAAAGAAGGAGCCUAUGUGCUCAAGGCAUGUAUCUACGAGUUUUGUGGAACUGAAAAGGAGCUUGGGCCUUAUUAUGUGGAGAUCGGCCCUGCGACCGUGUCCGUGUUCAUGAAUUCCAGCAGCAUCCACAAGGACGAGCUUCUUGUCUUUGCUGACUGCAGUACAAUUCAGAAAGGCACCGCCGUCUCGCUUCGACUUCCAGCCUGUCCCUCGGGGGACGUGGCCUUCACUUCUCAGAGCCGAGCGGGGGGCGGCCAGGCCCAGCACCGCGUCACGGUCGGGUAUCGCAUGCACCCCGUCUCUGUCUACACAAACGGAACCGUGUUUGCCACCGAUGUCCACAUCACUUUUCUGGCUGUUACCGAGGAAAUGACCCCCCUGGAGUUCGUGUGGUUGUUUGGAGAAGGUCCCCCCGUGAAGACAAUGUCCAGGAGCAUUAAGAAAAGACUUGGCGUCCCCCAGUGGUACAGCGUGACGGUGCAGGCUGCCAGUGGGCGGGGCAGCGUGGCCUCGGAGCCCCACCGCAUCAGGACGCAGAGGAGAAUCGUCGCCAAUCGGCUCGUGUCCCCCUCCUCAGCUCUGCUGAAUGCCAGCGUGACCUUUGAGUGCAGACUCAACUUUGGCACCGAUGUCACUUUCCUGUGGGACUUCGGGGACGGCACUGUGGGCCCCGGGGACAGCUCCGCUAGUCACACCUACAGCAGGGAAGGACAGUUCACCGUCCAGGUCCUUGCCUUCAAUGACGUCAGCACCACCUCCCUGAGAAAGCAACUGUUCAUCGUACGGGAGCCCUGCCAGCCGCCCCCUGUGAAGAACAUGGGGCCGGGGAAGGUGCAGCACGAGACGCAGGUGCUGGGCCUCUGA
This is a messenger RNA of Leptonychotes weddellii (Weddell seal), 1547 nucleotides long. NCBI's taxonomy places the organism in Eukaryota, Metazoa, Chordata, Mammalia, Carnivora, Phocidae. The record is from RefSeq and is a predicted model, not a curated record.